Penicillium alfredii is the source of this 708-nucleotide messenger RNA. RefSeq names its product spliceosome assembly protein PRP11. Gene Ontology annotation, cellular component: U2 snRNP; U2-type prespliceosome; catalytic step 2 spliceosome. Bases 1 to 708 code for a protein of 235 amino acids. Gene Ontology annotation, biological process: spliceosomal complex assembly. NCBI's taxonomy places the organism in Eukaryota, Fungi, Ascomycota, Eurotiomycetes, Eurotiales, Aspergillaceae. The transcript is spliced from 2 exons. Gene Ontology annotation, molecular function: zinc ion binding; nucleic acid binding. The record is from RefSeq and is a predicted model, not a curated record.
AUGGAUUACCAGAAUCGCGCAGGCUCCAAAUUCGGCGGCGGCGGUGUCGCCUCGCACUCGGCCACCAACGCCGACCGGCGCGAGCGACUGCGCAAGCUCGCGCUGGAAACGAUCGACCUCGACAAGGAUCCCUACUUCUUCAAGAAUCAUGUGGGCAGCUUCGAAUGCCGACUGUGCCUGACAGUGCACCAGAACGACGGAUCAUACCUGGCACAUACGCAAGGACGCAAGCACCAAACGAACCUGGCGCGUCGCGCAGCGCGCGAGCAGCGCGAGGGCAAGGGCCAGGACCCGUCGUCGCUUCCAGGCGCCAUGGGCGUGCAGGUCAAGAAGCAGACGAUCAAGAUUGGGCGGCCCGGCUACAAGAUCACCAAAGUGCGGGACCCGCUCACGCGCCAGAUGGGUCUCCUCUUCCAACUGCAGUACCAGGAAAUCACCCCCGGCGUGCUGCCGCGCGUGCGCUUUAUGUCUGCGUUCGAGCAGAAGGUCGAGGAUCCCGACAAGAACUUUCAGUACCUAGUUGUCGCGGCUGAGCCCUACCAGAGCUGUUCGUUUAAGCUCCAGGCGCGCGAGAUCGACCGCCGCGAGGGCCGGUAUUGGACCUGGUUUGAUGAGGAUAGCAAGGAGUUUUGGGUCCAGAUCAUGUUCAAGACGGAGCGCGAGGAGCGCUUCAGUGGUGUGCCCGGUCUGGCGCCUCUACGGACUUGA